Notothenia coriiceps (black rockcod) is the source of this 2741-nucleotide messenger RNA. RefSeq names its product metal-response element-binding transcription factor 2-like. The record is from RefSeq and is a predicted model, not a curated record. Lineage: Eukaryota; Metazoa; Chordata; Actinopteri; Perciformes; Nototheniidae. The transcript has 6 exons. The coding region runs from base 111 to 887 and encodes 258 amino acids.
UUUCCUGUUUGGCGACCUCCCCUCCCCCGUGUCUGCAGCUCGCCAACACUCCCAGGUCGGCGCGUUAUGAAAGGGUUCUGGAGGCGCUAAACAACAACAACAGCCUGUUCAUGUCGGGGAAGGAGGUAAAGAAAAAGAAGCACUUGUUCGGGCUGAGGAUCCGUUUCCCUCCCGCUCCCCCCAACUCUGAUGAGCCAACCAGCAGAGGGAUGGACAGGGCUUCAAACGAGAGCUCCACAAAGGCCCUACCUGGCAUGAGACCUUGCGCUAGUUUUACCAAUGGGACAGAGAAGAAGAAAAAGAAGAGGAAGAGAAAGCAAGGACCACAGCGCAGUGAGCUCUUCUCCCAAGAAGUGAGAAAGCCUCUACCACUAGAACCCCACCCAAUGGGUCACUUGACCUCUAUCAAGAGUGAGAUGUCUCUGCUGUCUUCAAGUACCUCAGAUAUGGAGUCCAUAGAAGCCCUGAGCACCACAGAAACUACCUCAACUAGCAUUUCAAGACAGUCCAGCCUCUGUAGCUCCAGCAAGCCGCGGCCCACAGCCUGUGCCAUGCCCGUUUCCGCCCCACCCUUAAAGAGGAAACGCGGGCGGCCCCGACGGGCCCUGCAGCCCCCCAACCCAGAGACCCCCCCUCCUAGCCAUGCAGAGCUAGACCCUGCAGCCACGGAGAUGCCGAGCCCGCUGCCGGGGCUUCACUCCACUGACAUAGUGCACGGCAUGGACCCCAACAGCCAGCUGACCCACCUGAAGAGCUCCAUCAGCAGCUACUUCGGAGCCGCGGGGCGGCUGGCCUGCGGGGAGAAAUACAAAGUCCUGGCACGCCGGGUCACCCUGGAUGGAAAGGUGCAGUACCUGGUGGAGUGGGAAGGAGUCACCGCCUCCUAGACUUCAGCAUCUCUCCUCUGACCAGCGCCUGCAGGAGGGGUCAGCUGUGCUAAGGACAUGUGAACACAGCCUGUAUUCAGAGCAUUAACUGACAAAUGCCUUUGUUUAGUUUAGACGGGAGCAAGAUGAGCUAACUGCCUACUGGUUCAGUGCACAUUUCAACAUGUGUUUAAAGGUUACAAUUCUAGGAUCGAGUCAGGGUACUGUCAUUACAUCACAUUUGAAAGUUUACAGCGUCCCCCUUUAUUCAGUCCAAAAUAAUUGAUCAGUGCACUGCACCUUGCAGGCUUUCAGUGAAUCGUUAUUGUACUUAAUUUCAAAUCCAGUUAUAUGCUCUCCAUUUCCAUACCAGUUCAGUAUCAACUAUCUUUUUUUGCCAGAAUGUAGUUAAUCACUCGUUUAAAGGUUAUAAUCUUGGAGGAAGAGGGGACACUUUUCACACAUUUUACUACUGCAAACAAGAAAUGAACAAUUAUAUUUGAUGGUUAACAUUGAUUCUUUUACCAUUUGGGUAAAUAAAAACUUGUUCCCUUACAACAGCAUCCCCUCCUGUAGUCGCGGCUACGAGUAGCGACUUGUUUCUUUGGGCCUUCAGUUGUGUUUUGGAAAGUGUUCAGGAGGAGCUCAAGACACAAGACAUGUGCUGCUGCAAACGUUUUAUUUUAUAUAGAAGUAUACUACAUUUUUUAUUACCUUUUUCCUCUUGUGUUUUAUAAUAUGCUUUUAUUUCCAUUCAGCAUUUUCCUCAUUUCAAAGUACAGAUUGCAUAUAGAAUUAUAGUCUGUUAUCUCAUUUUGAACUGCUUAUUUGAGCUGCAAUGCCUCAUCAUUUUAUCCACGGUAAAGCUCUUGAAAUCCCUUUUUGAUGUUGGUUGAAUCUCCCAGUUAAAAUUUAAAUAUAAGAUUCUGUGCAUAAAUGGUGGCCAAAACCCAGAGGGCUUUGAGUAAAUACUUUGUUAUAAGAUUUAUUGUUUGAGAGGCUCCACUGCCUUAGUUUAACUGCGUAACCUUAAAACAUGUUGAUAUUGAUUCAAAUGAAUGUUGACUGAAAUAUUUAAGGACCUAUUUAGUUUUUCUCCUCCUUUUUAAUAAAUUAAUAAAUGGCUGCAUAUCAAGAAUGUUCACUCAGCUCCAAAACCUAGAGUUCAGAAAUGGUUUGUUUUGUGCUGCCUAUGCAAGUUAGUCCUGGAUAAACAUAGAACCAUACUAAGAGGUGCAUUAUUGUUACGAUUACUCUUGGAUUUUUACAUUUAAUUCACCUACUAAUUUAUACACUCAGGAUGUGCCCAAAAGCUAUACUGUAUUGCAAAAGCCUGCAUUUGCAGCGCGAUGGGGAAAUAUUCACUCUGUAUUGUUGAUCAGUGUUUUUACAUCAGCUCCUCUGUUUGUAGUACAAUACGUUGGACCGUAUGUAUGUAAUCUUUUUCUUUCUUAGCUUUUUUCUGCUUGUUUAAUCAGAGUCACAAAACAAUCACUGGAAAACUAACAUGCUGUGUCAUUUCAUGAGGUUCAUAUUCAGUUAAGCUGUCUUUAUUUUUGAGAUAUUUUUUUGUUAACAUGGACAGAGCUUUUUGACAUUCAUACCUCUUCUUUGUACGGAUGUAGUCGGUGCAUGUGGAGCUUCUCCUCUGUUCAGCCAGUGUCUCAGCCACAGACUGUUUAAAGAAACGUAUACAGUCUCUGCUCUCAUGUUGCUACCACUGGCUUCCAGCAGGCUUCUUUAGCCAAAGAAUAAUCAUGUUACGUCUGCUUUGUCUCUUGAGAUUCUUAUUAUUACAUUUUUAUACAUGAUUAUAUAGGUUGACAUGUUACUUCUGAACCUGUUUAGUUAAAGGUUGAAUAAAAGCCCAUAUUU